This is a messenger RNA of Raphanus sativus (radish), 3007 nucleotides long. RefSeq names its product protein NLP8. Gene Ontology annotation, molecular function: DNA-binding transcription factor activity; protein binding. The record is from RefSeq and is a predicted model, not a curated record. NCBI's taxonomy places the organism in Eukaryota, Viridiplantae, Streptophyta, Magnoliopsida, Brassicales, Brassicaceae.
AGAGAAAACCGAUUUGAUUCCGUGUCUGAGUAGACUUCUCUCCUUUGGUUGCAAAUUGCAAAGCUUACGACUUUUAAAUUAAUAGAAGCUGCCUUACAUCACACACUCUGCUGAUGUAGCUUCCCCACUUGCUUUAAUAAAACAAACCCAAGUUUCUACUUUCAGCAUAAAGCUCAUAACUUUUUUACUUUACUCUCUUCAUUUGUCUUGGUCUUUGGCUCUUUUUUCUCUCGCCGCAUUUUCUCUCUCAGAAACACCACACGUGUAGUAGUUGUCGUCUCUGUUUUGAAUUCUCUCAGGGUACUGGUGGAAGGUUUCAACUUUCAAGCAUCUCUUCUUUGUAAUCAAAGAUCCUGUCUUUAUCUCCAACAGUUUGAAAUCAGAAUCAGUUGUGUUCUGGUCAAGUAAUCAUCAACGAAAUGGAACACCCUUUUGCUUCAAGAGAAAAUGGGUUUAGUUACCAAGAACAAAAGGAUGGUUUAAGCUUUGGUUCUGGUGUUUGGAGUUUCAUCUCUGACGACAUGCUCAACUCCUCUGAGCUCAUGAAUCUGAACUCUUUCGCCACAUGGUGUGACAGCCCUUAUGAGACUGAUACCUCCUUGGUCGCUCAGUAUGGUCUAACAACCUCUCAAACAGGUCUCACUCGUUCAUUCAAUGGUUUGGAAAGCUCUUACUAUGGUGGAGAUAUGAGUUACUCAUUAGAUAGCGAUGAGCUAAGUGGUAAACGACGCAGUGUACUGAACUGUACUAUCCCCAGGUCUUUGAGCCACUCACUAGAUGAGAAGAUGCUUAAAGCAUUAAGCUUAUUUAUGCAGUUCUCAGGUUCAGGAGAAGGCGUUUUAGCUCAAGUUUGGAGUCCUGUCAAGACAGGAGACAAGUACAUGCUCAGUACAUGUGACCAGGCCUAUUUGCUCGACCCGAGGCUCUCUCAGUACCGUGAAGUCUCAAGGAAAUUCACAUUUGCUUCCCAACCGAAUCAGUCUUCUUUUCCUGGUCUUCCUGGCAGAGUCUUCAUCUCUGGAGUACGCGAGUGGACAUCAAACGUGAUGUACUACAAGAAGGACGAGUAUCUGCGUGUGAAACACGCGAUGGAUAACGAAGUCCGUGGCUCCAUAGCUAUACCUAUCCUUGAAGCAUCAUCUGGUGCAUCUUGUUUUGCUGUCAUGGAGAUCAUCACAUCCCAUGAAAAGGUCAAUUUUGAUACCGAGAUGGACUCUGUUUGCCGUGCUCUCCAGGCUGUAAACUUACGGACAUCAGUGGUCCCUCGCCCUCAGUACCUUUCAAGUAAUCAAAGAGAAGCCUUAGCUGAAAUACAAGAUGUUCUGAGAGCACUAUGUCAUGCACACAAGUUGCUAGCUCUAACCUGGAUCCCAAACUCAGGUGAAAAUAAUCGUGUUCUCUGCGUAGAGGAGACAGCUUGUUAUGUGAAUGAUAUGGAGAUGGAAGGCUUUGUCCACGCGUGUUUGGAUCAUCCUCUGAGAGAAAAGGAAGGAAUCGUUGGCAAAGCUUUUGUAUCAAACCAGCCGUUCUUUUCUUCUGAUGUGAAGGCGUAUGACAUCAGUGAGUACCCUCUUGUCCAUCACGCUAGAAAGUACGGUUUGAGUGCUGCUGUUGCUGUAAAACUGAGGAGCACUCACACUGGUGAAGAUGAUUACAUACUUGAACUUUUCUUGCCUUUAAGUAUGAAAGGAAGCUUGGAACAGCAACUUUUAUUAGACAGCCUUUCGGAUACUAUGCAGAGAGUUUGUCGAACUCUGAGAACUGUUUCUGAUGAUGUGGGGGAAACUAACUCCACUACAAGCAUGUUCUCUGAUAAGUCCUCUGAUAAAGAUAGUACAGGAUCUCAGGGCACUUGUGAGCAGAAUAUGAGCAAAGCUAUAACACCAGAGAAGAAGAAAGGCACCGUUGAGAAGAAUGUGAGCUUAAGAGUUCUCCAACAGCAUUUCUCUGGGAGUCUAAAAGAUGCUGCAAGAAGCAUUGGUGUUUGUCCUACUACGCUGAAACGGAUAUGCAGACAGCAUGGGAUCAUGAGGUGGCCAUCUCGUAAGAUCAACAAAGUGAACAGGUCGUUAAGGAAAAUACAGACGGUGCUUGACUCUGUCCAUGGUGUAGAAGGAGGACUGAGGUUUGACUCAGCGACUGGCGUAUUCGUUUCAGUUGGCUCUUCUAAUAAUGGUAACAAUGCGCAUGUAAGAGUUCAGGAGGAUAUGGCUAAAGAUACCUCCUUAUGUGAGCUCUUGAAAGCUAAAUCUGUCGACAAUGCAAUUAAGUUAGAGGAUGAUAUCAUCACUAACGGUAAGAAUCAUCUCUAUAACUAUAACAUAUGAAUCUUAGAUGAAGAAGACUACAAUCUUAAGCCACUUUCUGUUUGUGCAGGAUCAUUCAUGGAGGUUAAUGCUAACCGGUCCAAUUCAGAUUCAUCAAAUGGCUCAGGAGCAGCUAUGCUCAGAAGCUCAUCUCCUUCCAUGGACAAUAGGAACCAAAUGAGAACCCAAAAAGGCAAUAGCAGCGAGAGUGGAUCGUCAACCCUCACUGUAAAGGCUACUUAUAGAGAAGACACAACACGUUUCAAGUUCGAGCCAUCGGUUGGGUGUCUACAGCUCUACAGAGAAGUUGGGAAACGUUUUAGACUGCAAGAUGGGUCGUUUCAACUCAAGUACUUGGACGAUGAAGAAGAAUGGGUGAUGCUGGUUACAGAUUCUGAUCUCCAAGAGUGUUUGGAGAUUUUAUAUGGUAUGGGAAAACACACGGUGAAGUUCCUUGUUCGUGAUUUACCUUCGCAUAUAGGUAGUUCUGCUGGUAGCAACGGUUACCUUGGAGCAGGUUUAUGACACCUACUACUGCUCAGUUAUGUCUUCCCUUGUGAGAGAAUGUUUGUUUAUUUCUCCAUGUAUUAGUUUUGCUUGUAAGAAAAGGCGUGAGGGAGAAAGGCAAUUUUGGUAUAUUGGAGUCAUGAUACUGUAUAUGAUAAUCGUUUUAUAUAAACUAAGUAGAGAAGUUAGAUGUC